Molecule: messenger RNA, 732 nt
Organism: Strongyloides ratti
Lineage: Eukaryota; Metazoa; Nematoda; Chromadorea; Rhabditida; Strongyloididae
Product: P-loop containing nucleoside triphosphate hydrolase domain-containing protein
Exons: 2
Coding region: 1-732 (243 amino acids)
Source: RefSeq, a predicted model, not a curated record
AUGUGUAUACCACCUAGACGUAUUACUAUGAAAGAAUAUCAACCAUUUUGUGAGGAUAAAUAUAAUAUAAAUCCAUUUCAUUACAAUGACUUUCAAAUGAAUUAUGAAAUAAUUAAAAACAUUUAUAAAUUUAGAAAAACUUAUAUACCUUCUGCUGAUACAUAUAAAAUAUAUUAUUCUUUAAAUGAAGAAAAUAAGCAUGAUAUAAGAAUUACUGGAAUACAUGAUUUUGAAAUGUUCAUAUCAUAUUUUCCAUUGAUAUUAGAUACUGUUACUAAAUCAAGUUUUAGUGGAGUUAAGUCUAUGAGACCAAAAAUAGUUUUUCUUUGUAACACUUCUGAUGAUGCAAUAAAUAUUUAUACGAUGAUAACAAAUUUUGCUAAUGGUUUAAAUAUAAAAGUUGCCUUAUCUAAUCAUACUCAAAAAAUGAAAACUAAUUUUGAUAAUAUGAAGUUGCCUUUUAUGAUACUUGUAACAACAGUAAAAAAUUUUGAAUAUCAUUUAAGUAAAAAUGUUUUAUAUCUUACUGAUUGUUCAUACUUUGUUAUGAUUAAUCUUUCAACAUGGAAAAAAGAUUUUGCUUAUCCUGUAUUAGUUGCUUUAAUGAUAAGUAGUGGUUGGUCUCCUAAAAAUCAAUGUAGUGUAAUAGCUACUUCUGAAGAAUUUUCAUAUACAAGUCAAGACAUUUUUAAUUAUUUUUCUUAUAAAAAUUAUUAUGAUAUUAAUAUCUAA